UCUCCCCUGCGGCCCUUGGAGGCGGGCGCAGCCCCGGUCCGUAGCCCCGGUAUCAGGAGCCUUCCUGGGCCACCCCCGCUUCCUCGCAGAUAGGCUCUCCUUUCCAGAGUUGCCAGAAUGCAGGCCCAGGCUGUGCUCCACAGCGGCUACUUCCACCCUGUGCUGCGCGCUUGGCAGACCUCGGCCACGGUCUUCGAUGCCUCGAACCUCAUCUACCCCAUCUUUGUCACGUACGGAGUCAGCAAGCUGGAGGGGAUGCUCCGCCCCCUGGUGGCCGAGGGGCUGAAGUGCGUGCUCAUCUUCGGGGUCCCCACUGCACUCCCCAAGGAUGAAAGGGGCAGGGCUGCCGACUCCGAGGGCACCCCGGACCUCCCGGGUCUCCGUGAUGAGCUACAGUGCCAAGUUUGCUUCCUGUUUCUAUGGCCCUUUCAGCCUCCUGCCAUCUCCCUGCAGGUCUCCGUGAUGAGCUACAGUGCCAAGUUUGCUUCCUGUUUCUAUGGCCCUUUCAGAGAUGCUGCGCUGUCCAAACCUGCGUUCGGAGACCGACGAUGUUACCAGCUUCCCCCGGGCGCCCGGGGCCUGGCCCUGCGAGCUGUGGACCGGGACGUGCAGGAGGGAGCAGACAUGCUGAUGGUGAAGCCGGGGAUGCCCUACCUUGACCUCGUGAGAGACGUCAAGGCCAAACAUCCCACCCACCCGCUGGCGGUUUACCACGUCUCGGGGGAGUUUGCCAUGCUGUGGCACGGAGCACAGGCAGGGGCCUUCAACCUAAAGGCUGCCGUCAUGGAGGUGAUGACGGGGUUCAGGCGAGCAGGAGCUGACAUCAUCAUCACCUACUACGUGCCCCAGCUCCUGAAGUGGCUGAAGGAGGAACAGGCAUGAAGGAAACCUGUGGGAACGCGCAAGGACUCAAAUGCAAAAUGAGGAUUUUUAUGGGGCCUUAGAGGAACAGGGCUGAAUCCAGCCCCAGUGUAGGCAGGUCCAGCACCGCUGCCUGCAGAGGUGCUGCACCUGCCCCCUAGAGCCGGCUUGAGCCCGAAGAAGACACAGAAAAGCUGCUUUUAGAAAGUGUUUUUAGAAUUGGACUUAAUGCUGAGAGCCUCCCCUAGCAGCAAAACACUGUAGGACCAACCCUGAUCUCUCCAGCAACCUGCCUUGGAGAGGCGCCUUCUCACUGCCAUGGUUUAUUUUAAUGUCGCUGUGUAAUAGCGGUGGGUGGGUUUUGAGAUCAUUUGUAAAGGGAGCCCCCCUUCCCAGCCACUCCGGCACCCUGAUGUCUGUCUGUCUGUCUGUCUAGCCUGGUGUUGGUGACGCCUGCCCAUGGGUCACAGGAGGGCCGGCUCAUGGGGGUGUCCCAAGCGGUCACCGCGCUGGUCUCCUUGCCAGCACUAAUGAAAAGCUACAGCCCACAGCAGAGCUUUGCUCUCUCCUCUGGCUUUCCGCACGCAAAUGUAGCAGCAGCAGCGGGUGGCCGGAGGCAGGCAGGACGUCCCUCGCUGCGCGGACAAAUACUUCCCCUUGUCGACACCUGGCUGGCUCACACUGUAAUGUGGGGGCGCUGCCCUCCACGAGCUUUUGUGCCUUAAAUCUUGUUAGUGUCAUUGGUUCUGAAUGUGGCCCCACUGUCUCCAGAUCAGUGAUUCUCAACCCCUUCAUCAACGUGGGCCGCCUGUCUGCCCAACUGUGUUAACUGGGCUGCGGGGGGAGAACCACACCACCCGCCAACCCCCUCCCACCCUUCUGUCCAGUAGCCAUAACCCAGAGCCCCCUCUGCUGAGCCAUAGGGAUCCCCGCCCCUGUUGUGUGGGGCUAGGCACCUGCCCCCUGCCAUGGAGGGCCUUCUGGCAACCCUGACCCCAGAUUGGGCCUGCUGCCCCAGGGCCCAGUGACUCAAAUGGGCCCUUUAAAUCCCACGAGUCCCUUGCUGUGUGCUUCUGGCAGUACUUAGGGCUGCCUGGGGUCGGCUAGCCCUCCCUGCCCCUUUCCAGGGCACAGCUGGCCCUCCCCUGCCUUGCCCACAGGCCCAACAACUCUGUUUGCUCCAAUGCCGGUGCACAGAGCCUGGACCCCGCUGCUGUUUAGCACACAGCUGUGCCCCACCUGGGUCCUGACUGGGCCACAUGCAGCCUGGGCUGAGACCCACUGCUCUAGGGCGACAGGACAUGGGCUAGGCAGUGACCUGGAGUGCUUCUGUAGGAUCGCGUCCUGCUUGCUAAUGGGCCAGUGCACGUUCUAACACGCCUGGGGCGAGCACCCAGCAACCCAGCUGCGUGCACUCGCACUGGCUCUGUCAGCUCGCGGUUCCUUUCCCGUUCUCUAAAAACCAUGAGCACUGAAACGUUUCCCGUGUUCAGAGUUCCAAAGAAACAAAUGUUUUAACCCCACUGCUUGUUCCUGGGCCGUGUUUCAAACAGCAUCACAGUCAGCAGAACCAGGCAGCGAAAGCUGCCGUACUAGCUCUGGUAUCCAGCGAACACUUUAAAACAACUUCACCCUAACAGGCUAACGUGGUGUUAGUAACGGAGCGGGGUCCUGUCAUGUGAAAUGUGGUUCUUAAAGUUGGUGGUACUAUUAAAUGAUGUCCAGAUGCUUGAGAUCA
This is a messenger RNA of Pelodiscus sinensis (Chinese soft-shelled turtle), 2599 nucleotides long. NCBI's taxonomy places the organism in Eukaryota, Metazoa, Chordata, Testudines, Trionychidae. The record is from RefSeq and is a predicted model, not a curated record.